Molecule: messenger RNA, 2920 nt
Organism: Neofelis nebulosa (Clouded leopard)
Lineage: Eukaryota; Metazoa; Chordata; Mammalia; Carnivora; Felidae
Product: solute carrier family 5 member 4
Exons: 15
Coding region: 1-1983 (660 amino acids)
Biological process (GO): sodium ion transport; transmembrane transport
Cellular component (GO): plasma membrane
Molecular function (GO): D-glucose:sodium symporter activity
Source: RefSeq, a predicted model, not a curated record
AUGGCCAGCACGUUAAGCCCCAGCACCAUGACUGGGACCCUGGGUCCUCCUGAGAUGUCAGAGCGCAUCCAAAAUGCUGCUGACAUCUCUGUCAUUGUCAUCUAUUUCAUGGUGGUGAUGGCUGUCGGGCUGUGGGCAAUGCUGAAGACCAACCGGGGCACUGUUGGAGGCUUCUUCUUGGCUGGUCGAGAUAUGACCUGGUGGCCGAUGGGCGCCUCUCUCUUCGCCAGUAAUAUCGGCAGUGGCCACUUUGUGGGGCUGGCUGGGACGGGAGCAGCUUCAGGAAUCGCCACUGCAACAUUUGAAUGGAAUGCUUUGCUGCUGUUGCUGGUUCUAGGAUGGUUCUUUGUCCCCAUAUACAUCAAGGCAGGGGUGAUGACUAUGCCAGAAUAUCUGAGGAAGAGGUUUGGUGGGAAGCGACUCCAGAUCUACCUCUCUGUCCUCUCCCUCUUCAUCUGUGUGGCUCUGAGAAUCUCAUCAGACAUAUUUUCUGGAGCCAUAUUCAUCAAGCUGGCCUUGGGAUUGGACCUUUACCUGGCAAUCUUCAUCCUCUUGGCUAUAACUGCUAUUUACACGAUCACUGGGGGCUUGGCCUCAGUUAUUUACACAGACACCCUCCAGACCAUCAUCAUGCUGAUCGGUUCCUUUAUUCUCAUGGGGUAUGCAUUUGCUAAAGUGGGAGGCUAUGAGAGUUUUACAGAGAAGUACAUGAAUGCCAUCCCAUCCAUAGUUGAGGGGGACAACCUGACAAUCAAUCCCAAGUGCUACACUCCUCAGGCUGACUCCUUUCACAUCUUCCGAGAUGCUGUCACUGGAGAUAUUCCAUGGCCAGGAAUGAUAUUUGGAAUGACCAUUGUUGCUGUGUGGUACUGGUGCACAGAUCAGGUUAUUGUGCAGCGCUGCCUAUCAGGCAAGAACAUGUCUCAUGUGAAAGCUGCCUGCAUCAUGUGUGGGUACCUGAAGCUGCUGCCCAUGUUCCUCAUGGUAAUGCCAGGAAUGAUCAGCCGCAUCCUAUACACAGAGAAGGUGGCCUGUGUUGUACCUUCUGAAUGUGUGAAACAUUGUGGCAUUGAAGUCGGUUGUACUAACUAUGCCUACCCAGUGAUGGUGCUGGAACUGAUGCCUGAUGGACUGCGAGGUCUGAUGCUGUCAGUCAUGUUGGCCUCUCUCAUGAGCUCCAUGACCUCCAUCUUCAACAGUGCUAGCACCCUCUUUACCAUGGACCUGUACACCAAGAUUAGGAAACAGGCAUCAGAGAAAGAGCUUCUUAUAACAGGACGGCUAUUUAUCAUUCUAUUAAUUGCCAUCAGCAUUUUGUGGGUCCCAUUAGUGCAGGUAUCUCAAAAUGGACAACUAUUCCAUUAUAUAGAAUCAAUUUCUAGCUACCUUGGGCCUCCAAUUGCGGCUGUCUUCCUGCUUGCCAUCUUCUGUAAAAGAGUCAAUGAACAGGGAGCCUUCUGGGGUCUAGUCAUUGGACUUGUGAUUGGCCUUAUUCGCAUGAUUGCAGAGUUUGCCUAUGGAACAGGAAGUUGCUUGGCUGCCAGUGACUGUCCCAAGGUCAUCUGUGGAGUGCACUAUCUGUACUUUGCCAUCAUCCUCUUUUUUGUUUCCAUACUAGUUGUCCUGGGAAUUUCCCUGUUAACAAAACCCAUUCCUGAUGUACAUCUGUAUCGUCUGUGCUGGGCUCUUCGGAAUAGUACAGAGGAACGAAUUGAUUUAGAUGCAGAAGAGAAAAGACAUGAGGAAGUUGAUAAUGAUGUUGAUGAAGAUAAUCCUGAGGAACCUCAUGGAUGUCUCAAGAAGGCUUAUGACUUAUUCUGUGGUUUGCAGAAGAAAAGCCCCAAGUUGAGCAGAGAGGAGGAAGAAGCCCAGAAAAAGAAGUUGACAGACACAUCUGAGAAGCCUUUAUGGAGGGCUAUAGUGAAUGUCAAUGCCAUUCUUCUCCUGGCAGUGGCUGUCUUUGUCCAUGGGUAUUUUGCCUGAACUCUAUCUAAGCCACUAAAUAUUUAUUAAGCAAAGGAUAAUUUUAUUGAUUUUUUCACUUUUAGAGUUUGUUGUGUUUCAGAAGGGAGAUAAUUUCAAAAGGGAUGAAGCAGUGGGUAAUUUUAUCAUAUGAGAUGACUAGACUAUAGACCUGAUUUUUAGUUUUUGUUGUUCUUUUAUGUCAAUUAAAAAAAGAGUUGAUAAUUUAGAAAGCCAGGGAGCUGACUCUAUAUUUUUGUGUAAACUAGAAGCAUUGUGUCUAAAUUUUUUUAUAGCUCACCAGGUAGAUUUCCCUACCUUACAUUUGCUUUCUAUUCCCGAGAUUUCCAUGUAGAAGGAAUGCCUCUCCCAACUCUGCCUCACAUAGUAACCUCCUCAUCUAUAAAACAGUGACCUUUUCCUCUCAACUUCACUUCACUGACCUCAAGGAAAAUAGGAAUAUUUCCUAAGAGUUGAGGGGAGGUGAGCUAGAAAUGUCUGUUGUAAAUAUUUUUAUGAAUUUACUGGAAAUUAUUACUUUAUGUCUUAAAUAAAACCAUUCCAGUAAAUGUUAGCAUAUUAAGCCAUUGAUUUCUUAAGCUACUUUAUAAAAAUGUAAUUCACAUACCAUAAAAUGCACCUACUUACAGUGUACAAUUCAGUGUAUUUUAGAAUAUUCACAGUUGUUCAACAAUUACCACAAUCUGAUUUCAUAUACUAACAUUAAUUUGUUUAUUGACAUUGUUAUUUGGGAAUAUAUAUUUCUCUGUAUUUCUGUGUUAUUUUGACAUUCUGAAUGACAGUUAUCUUUUUGUAGGAUUAUAUGUAGUUUUAAAACACAUCUUUUUAGAAGUAAAUCAGCACAUGAAAAUGUUUUUUAAAAAUUGCGUAAGAAACAUCUAUCAUAGGUUUGAGUGGAAGAGAGCCAAAGCAUAAGAGACUUAAAAACUGAGAACAA